This is a messenger RNA of Melitaea cinxia (Glanville fritillary), 449 nucleotides long. Its product is annotated as cuticle protein 19-like. The record is from RefSeq and is a predicted model, not a curated record. Gene Ontology annotation, cellular component: extracellular matrix. The transcript is spliced from 4 exons. Lineage: Eukaryota; Metazoa; Arthropoda; Insecta; Lepidoptera; Nymphalidae. Bases 1 to 381 code for a protein of 126 amino acids.
AUGUACUCCAAGUUUUCAAUACUUUUUCUACAGGUACUUUGCUUAGCCACUCUUAUCGCCGCUGUAGUCGCGUAUGACUACCACCAUGGUCCCGCGUACUCAUCUCAACACAUCUCUCGGCACGAUGUCGGACAUGGAUACGGUCAUGACCAUGACUACUAUGCCCACCCCAAGUAUCAGUUUGACUACAAAGUAGAAGACCAUCACACCGGCGACAUCAAGUCUCAGCACGAGAGUCGCGACGGUGAUGUCGUAAAGGGCUACUACGCUCUCCACCAGCCCGACGGCAACGAAAGACAAGUGCACUACCAUGGCGACGGACACACCGGAUUCCACGCUGAUGUCAAAUACAACGUGCAUCAUAAACAUUACCAUCAUUGAGUAUUUGUUAGCCAAACAUUGUUAUCAAACGUCUUAGGUGUGUCGUUAAUAUUUGAUACGUUUUCUAU